CGCGUGAGCGAUGGUGAGCAGGCGGCGCCAGGUUUUUGAAUCAGAGGCACGUUUGAAGCUGUUUGGGUGGAAAAUGACAGUUUCUGCCACAGGUGAAUGAAUCGCUUCUGCUCAGCUCCGCUCGUGUCUUGAAGCAGUUUUCGAACUCUUUCCCGCACUGCCGCACCGUGACAAUGGAUCUCAAAGUCGAAACCGACGAGAUGGAGUCAAACCAACCUCCACCCAUAGAAGUUUUUGCGCACAGCUCGACCCUGCACGGGAUCUCUCACAUCUUCACGUACGAGCGCGUCUGCGUCAAGCGCUGCCUGUGGCUCGUCUUCUUCCUGGGCUCGCUGACCUUCUUGUUGUACGUGUGCGUGGACCGGAUCCACUUCUACCUCGAGUACCCGCACGUCACCAAGCUGGACGAGGUCACGACCCCGAUCAUGACCUUCCCCGCGGUCACUUUCUGCAACCUGAACGCGUUCCGCUUCAGCCGCGUGACGCGGAACGACCUGUACCACGCAGGAGAGCUGCUGGCCCUGCUCAACCAGAGGUACGAGAUCAGGGACAUCCACCUGGUGGAGGAGAGCGUUCUGGAGAGCCUCAAGGUCAAAGCCGACUUCCACAAUUUCAAGCCGCGACCCUUCAACAUGCGCGAGUUCUACGACCGCACCGGCCACGACAUCAACGAGAUGCUGCUGUCCUGCCACUUCCACGGCACCGAGUGCAGGGCGGAGGACUUCAAAGUGGUGUUCACUCGCUACGGGAAGUGUUACACGUUUAACGCCGGCGGUGACGGACAGCCUCCCCUCAUCACCACCAAGGGCGGGAUGGGUAACGGCCUGGAGCUCAUGCUGGACAUCCAGCAGGACGAAUACCUGCCCGUGUGGGGAGAGACAGAUGAGACGUCGUUCGAGGCCGGGGUCAAAGUUCAGAUCCACAGUCAGGAUGAGCCAUCGUUCAUCGACCAGCUCGGGUUUGGAGUGGCACCUGGGUUCCAAACCUUCGUCUCCUGCCAGGAACAGAGGCUGAUUUACCUCCCCCCGCCCUGGGGAGACUGUAAGGUGACGCCCAUGGACUCGGACUUCUUUGACAGCUACAGCAUCACGGCCUGUCGCAUCGACUGUGAAACGCGCUACCUGGUGGACAACUGCAACUGCCGCAUGGUGCACAUGCCCGGCGAUGCCCCCUACUGCACCCCAGAGCUGUACAAAGAAUGUGCUGACCCAGCUCUUGACUUCCUGGUGGAAAGAGAUAAUGACUUCUGUGUGUGUGAGACGCCGUGCAACAUGACCAGAUACAGCAAAGAACUGUCCUUCGUUAAGAUCCCCAGCAAGGCCUCGGCCAAGUAUCUGGCAAAGAAAUACAACAAAUCUGAGCAGUAUAUCAAAGAGAACAUCCUGGUGUUGGACAUCUUCUUUGAAGCUCUCAACUAUGAAACCAUUGAGCAGAAGAAAGCGUAUGAGGUGGCCGGACUUUUAGGUGAUAUUGGAGGUCAGAUGGGACUUUUUAUUGGGGCAAGCAUCCUGACUAUUCUGGAGCUGUUCGACUACCUUUACGAGGUGAUAAAAUACAAACUGUGUCGCUGCUCUGAUAAGAAGCACAAGCACAACAACAACAACGACCAGGGGACGGUGCUGAGCUUAGACGACGUCAAGUGCCACGUCAGUAACUUCCAUUAGGAGCUGGCAGCCGUGAGCGAGGAGCCGCUGCUCUGUUGUUUUUGAGCGGCCUUUGGACUUGUCUGCAGUCUUGUGGGAGCUGUGUGAACUGUGCCUGGUGCGGGUUUGUGAGCUGAGCUGAGCUGAGCUGAGCUGAGCUGGGGUGAACUCAGGCUCAACCGUGGAGUAAGUGGACGAGCUCAUGAUACGAUAAGACGGCGGAAACCAGUGAUCGACUUCUCGAGAAGAAAACAUUAGAAAAACUGCAUGGUCAUCUGUAAACACCUUUUCAAGACAAAGUAACAGAUACAGUGAAUAGGGGCAUGAACUAAACAAAGAAUCGUAUGUGUUGAGUAAAUCAUUGGAAAUAACCAGCCGUGUCUGUCGUCUCUCGGUUUC
Salarias fasciatus (jewelled blenny) is the source of this 2042-nucleotide messenger RNA. Its product is annotated as acid-sensing ion channel 1-like. Gene Ontology annotation, cellular component: plasma membrane. The transcript has 10 exons. NCBI's taxonomy places the organism in Eukaryota, Metazoa, Chordata, Actinopteri, Blenniiformes, Blenniidae. Gene Ontology annotation, molecular function: ligand-gated sodium channel activity. The record is from RefSeq and is a predicted model, not a curated record. The coding region runs from base 174 to 1664 and encodes 496 amino acids. Gene Ontology annotation, biological process: sodium ion transmembrane transport.